Diaporthe batatas is the source of this 2299-nucleotide messenger RNA. RefSeq lists its product as uncharacterized. NCBI's taxonomy places the organism in Eukaryota, Fungi, Ascomycota, Sordariomycetes, Diaporthales, Diaporthaceae. The transcript is spliced from 3 exons. The record is from RefSeq and is a predicted model, not a curated record. Bases 215 to 1186 code for a protein of 323 amino acids.
CUGACCCCACGCUGGGGAGCUCCUAGAAUCUUCUGGCUCCAGAGAAGGUGCUCUAGUCAGGGUCUUACUUUUUGAGCGCGACGUCACAUCACAAAACACUUGGGCGACAACGGCGAAACGGCCAGCUCUUCUCUCUCUAACCUUGGGCCGCGGUUCAACUCCAUACCCUCGAACUGAAAACGCUCGAUCCAGAAGACGGCUUCAAUCCACCGACAUGGCUCAAAAAUGCGUCCAUCAGGGGUGUGGCAAGACAUACACAGACGCUGAAGAGGUCUGCCGGUACCAUCCAGGCCCACCCAUAUUUCAUGAGGGCCAGAAAGGUUGGAAAUGCUGCAAGCCCCGCGUCCUGACCUUCGAGGAGUUCAUGGAGAUCGAGCCAUGCACUCAAGGAAAGCACAGCACGACCGACAUACCACCGCAGAUCGAGAAGAAAGAAGCGGACCCGGAGCUUGUGAAGGAGGUCACCAACGAAACCACAGCCUCGCCGGGGCCCGCCCUCCCCCGUGCACCCAUCAAUGCCCCCACGCCCACCCAGACGCCGCCUCCCCCUCCCCCCGAAUCAGAUGACGACGACGCCUCCCUCGAGAUCCCUGAUGGCCGCACGUGUCGGCGGCGGGCUUGUGGAAGUGUCUACAAGAAAGGGGCGGAGCGGAACGACAAGGAGAACUGCGUGCACCACCCAGGCAUUCCCAUCUUCCACGAGGGAAGCAAGGGGUACAGCUGCUGCAAGAGGAGGGUGCUCGAGUUUGACGAGUUCAUGAAGAUCGAGGGCUGCCAGACCAAACCCCGGCACUUAUUCAUCGGCAGCGGAAACAAGGAGAAGGGCAAAGACACCGGCGCGGAAGAACUGCUCGAGACAGUAAGGACGGACUUUUACCAGACGCCAAGCAGUGUAAUCGCGUCCUUCUUCCUGAAGAAGAUCGAUAAGAACACCGCCAAGGUCGUCUUCACGCAGUCUUCCAUCCAGCUCGACCUGCCCACCAGCGAUUCUCCUCCGAAGAGGUACAGGACCGAGGUCCCUCUGUUUGGCAGCAUCGAUCCAGAAAAGACCACGUAUAAGAUCUUGGGCACUAAGCUCGAGGUGACACUAGCCAAGGCGGAAGUCAGCUCUUGGCCUGUCCUAAGAGCCGAUGAUCGCCUAACGGGAGAGAUCCUCCAGGUGGGCCGAGCCGGAAAGGUGCAGUAGGUAGGUGCUGGCCUCUCUCGAUAGGCAGUGAGCCUGUCCGUCGUUGUCCUGGCCGGACACACAUCUCAUCGCGAUGAAACUGCGACAUGGAGACGGGAGGAUCGAUGAUGUCUCUGUCUGAAGGGACCGGGAAACUGGGGUCUUUACCGAUGACACAAGGUUCAGAUCUGACUACCGAGCCUUGGGAUAGCCCAAGUCUUUUGUGUCCACCAAGGCACAUGCUGGCCGUGCUUCUGUCCAUUGGGCUGGCCGUACGCGCCGUGCAAUAUAGGAGAUACAAUCCAGUGGAUCUGUCUGAUAUAGGUGCCACUCUCCAGCCUCACGGCUUGUGAUUGGAGAUGUCGCAGAUAGGAGUCCUGCGGGCGACUGUCGAUCAGGCGUUCUAGGGCCCUUGGCGAGAUAGACCUGACGUCUGUUUCUGACCCGGCUCAAUGUUUCUCAAGUGAGCUUGUGUACGGACGUAUCUAACAGUCCGGAGCGAAUCAGAAAAGAGCAGACGAAGAAACACCGGAAUGAAGCCAAGCAAGGCUGCGUCCGGAAAGACCUGGGCUGUGCUGCCGUGAAAUACCUGUAUUGAUCCGUGGGCCAUGUUCGGUGUCCGAUCCCCAGAGCCCAGAACCACCUGCCCUCCAAAAGGUCUCAGUUGCCACACCACAUGAAUGACUGACAGGCGGCCUGUCCAUGCCACUACGCCCUGAUGGCUGACGUCGUGAACCCAGCACGAGAGCGCCUGUCCCCAUUGGCCAGCAUUGAGAAACAAAAGAUCCGGUCGAAACUACUGCGUCGCGACCGACUCAAGCCGUCCCGCUUGGCGGAAGGGUGGACCACAGGCAGGCGGCUGGGCGGAGAGGGACAUUGCGGAUAUGCUAACAAUUAUGCUUCGGGCCAAGGCCGCUCUCCCUUUGUAUUCCCGUGUGGCUUGCCUGGAGGGCCGCGUUGUGGGCCCGAUUCAAUGACAGAGUUGUGAAGCACCACGGGAGCUAAGCCCGGCACCCAGCAGAUAAGAUUUACUGUCCGCCGCGAGGAAGCGAGUCAGGAGCAACCCGGGCUAUGUUCUCACGGCGAUCGAUUGCUUCCCCAAGACGGCAGACACCUCUGCCGAGAAUAGGCAGU